Messenger RNA from Choloepus didactylus (southern two-toed sloth), 7123 nucleotides. Its product is annotated as TRPM8 channel-associated factor 2-like. The coding region runs from base 439 to 3198 and encodes 919 amino acids. The record is from RefSeq and is a predicted model, not a curated record. Lineage: Eukaryota; Metazoa; Chordata; Mammalia; Pilosa; Megalonychidae. Gene Ontology annotation, biological process: negative regulation of anion channel activity. The transcript is spliced from 8 exons.
CCGCGGCAGCUGCAGCUCCCCUGCGCGACAACCGAAGCCCGCUGUGGCUUAUAUUGUUGUUGGGGGUUUAUUUGCCCCAAAUCUGGUUGAUUUGAGACUUGGAGUUUGCUUUUCUCAAGUGUGACAGCAACUUUGCAGCACUCCCUUCCUCUUGCAUCCCAGGAUCUCUCAUAGGGUCGGGGAAAGCCGACUUCAGGCCGAGGGAAAGGCAGGGCCGGCACCCGGCAGGCGCUUCCGGGAGCCGCGCGGCGCCGCCCUAGGUGCGGCUGGCCGGGAGGAGGGACGCGGGGAGGUGGCUCGGGCGCCGUCCCCGCUCCCGGCCCUGCUCCGCCCCGCCGCCCCAGUCCCAGGCAGCCCCCCUCUCCCCCUCCGCAGAAGGCCCGGCUGCCCGAACCCGUCCCGAGGUGACCCUGAGGACCAAAACCAGCUGAUAGAGCCAUGGCAACCACUCCUUCUGCUGCUUUCGAGGCCCUCAUGGAUGGAGUGACAAGCUGGGAUAUCCCGAAAGGCUCCAUCCCCUGUGAACUCCUUCUUACUGGAGAGGCCGCCUUCCCAGUGAUGGUGAAUGACAAGGGCCAGGUUCUCAUUGCUGCCUCCUCCUAUGGCCAAGGGCGCCUAGUGAUUGUCUCCCAUGAGGGCUACCUGAUGGAUGCCGGGUUGGCUCCAUUUCUUCUCAAUGCUGUGGGCUGGCUCUGUCCCUCCCCUGGGGCUCCCAUUGGAGUGCACCCAUCCCUGGCAUCACUAGUAAACAUCCUUCAGAGCUGUGGAGUAGAGGCACAGAUUGGGACAGAACCAGGUGAGCCCCUGGGGGCUUACUGCAUCAAUGCCUACAGUGAUACCAUGACAGAAAAGCUGAUCCAGUUUGUGAAGCAUGGAGGGGGCUUGCUCAUCGGGGGCCAAGCCUGGUAUUGGGCCAGUCAACAUGGCCAUGACAAGGUGCUGUCCAGGUUCCCCGGGAACCAGGUGACAAGUGUGGCUGGAGUGUACUUCACUGACACUUGUGGAGACAGAGGCCGAUUCAAGGUUUCUAAGAAGGUGCCCAAGAUCCCUCUUCAAGUCAGGUGUGGGGAGGAUCUCAGUCAGGAUCAGCAGCAGCUCCUGGAAGGGAUCUCACAGCUGGACAUCAAGACCGGAGGGAUUCCCUCGCAGCUGCUGGUGCAUGGGGCGCUGGCCUUCCCUCUGGGGCUAGACAACAAACUCGGCUGCUUCCUGGCAGCUGCCCGCUAUGGCCGGGGCCGGGUGGUCUUGGCUGCCCAUGAGGGCAUGCUGUGUGCUCCCAAGAUGGGGCCCUUUUUGCUCAAUGCUGUGCGCUGGCUGGCCCGAGGACAGACAGGCAAAGUUGGGGUGAACACACGUCUAAAUAAUCUGUGUCCCCUGCUGUCAGGGCAUGGCCUGGAAUGCAGUCUGGAGCCUCAUCUGACCAGUAACUUGUGUGUCUACUGCUGUGUGGCCUACAGUGACAAGGAGGCUAAGGAGCUACAGCAAUUUGUGGCUGAAGGAGGAGGGUUACUGAUUGGGGGCCAGGCCUGGUGGUGGGCCUCCCAGAACCCAGGCCACUCGCCUUUGGCUGGUUUCCCUGGUAACCACAUCCUUAAUUGCUUUGGCCUCAGCAUCCUAGGUCAGAGUCUGAACCCAGGCCGUUUCCCCCUCCCCACACCUAAGAUGAGGAGCUACCACUUCCGCAAGGCACUGUCUGAAUUCCAGGCUAUACUGAACAAUGAGGGUGGGAACUUGGAAAAGAGCUGGCUGGCAAAGCUGGGAAUAGAUGGUGCAGCCUUCCUACAGAUUCCUGCUGAGGGAAUCCCUGCUUAUACAUCCUUGCACCGACUCCUGAGGAAGAUGCUGCGUCAGUCAGGCCUCCCCUCUGUGAGCCGGGAAAACCCAGUUGCCGGUGACUCCUGUGAGGCUGCAGUGCUUUUCCUGGCCACAGAGCUGGCCCACUCUGGAACUGACUGCUCCCAGUUGGCACAGGGGCUUGGAACUGGGACCUGUUCCUCCAGUCUGUACCCCUCAGAACACCCCAUCACUGUGCAGAUCAAUGGAACCAACCCAGGCAACAGUGAUUCCUGGGUGAGUACCGGGCUCUACCUCCUCGACGGACAAAAUGCAGAAGUCUCCUUGUCUGAAGCUGCUGCCUCUGCUGGUCUCAAGGUACAGAUUGGCUGCCAUACUGAUGACCUGACCAGUGCCAGCAAGUUAUCUCGAGCCCCUGUGGUGACUCACCAGUGCUGCAUGAACAGAACCAAACGGUCAGUCUCCUGCCUCUGGGGGGGCCUGCUGUACAUCAUCGUGCCCAAGGGCAGUGCACUGGGCCUUGUGUCUGUCACCAUCAGGAGGGCCGUGCCUGCCCCAUACUACAAGCUGGGUCAGACAUCCCAGGAGGAAUGGAAGAAGUGCAUCCAGGAGAACCCAGCUCCCUGGGGAGAGCUGGCAACGGACAACAUCAUCUUGACGGUGCCAACCGCAAACCUCUGUGCCCUGGAGGACCCUGAGCCUUUACUCCACCUCUGGGAUGAGAUGAUGCAGGCUAUAGCCAGGCUGGCAGCUGGACCCUUCCCUUUCCGCUGUCCUGAGAGGAUCGUUGCUGACGUGCAGAUCUCAGCUGGCUGGAUGCAUUCAGGAUACCCCAUCAUGUGCCACCUGGAGUCAGUGCAGGAGCUCAUUAAUGAGACUGGCAUAAGAAGCAGAGGUCUAUGGGGAGCCAUCCAUGAGCUGGGCCACAACCAGCAGCGGCCUGGAUGGGAGAUCCCCCCACACACCACCGAGGCCACCUGCAACCUCUGGUCAGUCUACGUGCAUGAGAUGGUCCUGGGCAUCUCCCGGGCUCACGCCCACCCUGCUCUGAGUCCUCCAGAACGAGAGAAGAGGAUCAAAAAACACCUGGACAAGGGAGCCCCCUUGCAAGACUGGAAUGUAUGGACAGCUCUGGAAACAUAUUUACAGCUCCAGGAGGGCUUUGGGUGGGAGCCAUUCAGCCAGCUCUUUGCUGAGUACCAGACCCUCUCUCGCCUGCCCAAAGACAAUGCUGGCAGGAUGAACCUAUGGGUGAAGAAGUUCUCUGAAAAAGUGCAGAAGAAUCUGGUUCCUUUCUUUGAGGCCUGGGGCUGGCCUGUCCAGAAGGAAGUGGCUGAUAGUCUGGCCUGCCUGCCCAAGUGGCAGGAAAACCCCAUGAGAGUGUACCUCCAAGCCAAGAAGUAAAGUUUGUGCAGCAAAAUGGGAGGGGAUGGGGGGAGAAGAGAAGUGAUCGGUCCUCCAACUCCACCCAUGUUUCUGGCUUCCUGUGCUUAGUACCGUGAACCUGAAUCCUACUUUUGGAAGGAUGUUAAGGUCAUAAGAUUAAAUGGGACCAAUUCUCUCAGGUAUGUGCCCUUGUGCCUUUUUAUAUUGUUUCUCUACCUGUAGUAUUACUCUCACUGAUCAGAGUCCCUCCUGACCCAACUCCAAGAGUCUCCAAGACUCUGAGACUUUGUCUGCCAUUGUAGCUCCCCUAGCUGAGGCACCUGGAGGUCCUGGGACACUGUUAACUUUUAUUUUAGACCAUUAUUUCUGAAGACUCUGGGACCCCAACUGGGAUAAAUUUGCCAUAAGAAUCUGAUGUCACUCCUCACUCCUACAGGCCCUUAGCAAGGCUCUGCACUUCUGAUGCCUUGAGAAGUUUUCUAAUUACUUGGAAGACAGGCUAGUAUAGUGGGGAGAGCAUCAAACUACCUUGGAAACUCAACCUGUCUAUGGUUCUGUGUUCAUUGCCUCACAGGAUGAUUGUGAAUAUUCAGUUCGAUAACUGUAAACAUGUUUGUAGUCUGCACCAUGUAUACACAUGUAACAGUGUUUUUUAACUUUUACCUGGUCCCAUGGUGGCCUGUCUGUCCAGUCAAUUAUGAAAACUUGAACACUGAAUCUCACUUCAGGGAUGACUACCUUGAGGUCCCUUGAAUAAGGGUAUUUAGAGCAUGUCAAUGUUGUACUCAUCAUUAUAUCAAUAAGAAUACUUGUUGGUAUCCUAGCUCCUCCCACAUCUUUCCUCCCACCUCUGGAAGGGUUCUCGAGUAUAACCUAAUCCAGAGAAUAAUGGCGUAUACUCAAACUGGGUCUUACAAGGCUAUUGUACUUCAGUCUUUUUGGUUAGUUCCAUUUUCCAGGACUUUCAUUUCAAGCAAAGGUAAAAGUUAUUUAACCACCCCUACAUAAACCUCUGGCUCCUCUAAUCACCAUGGAAUCUAAUCAAGGCACUGUUAGUUUUUAAUACCAGCUGUGCAGAAAUGCCCAUAGACAUGGUAGGCUUCACUCUACAAUAUGCUUGGAUGCAGCUGACCAAACCUACUUAAUUAACCCACAACCCAACAUUCCCUGAAGCUGUCUCAUAAUCUCAUUCUAACCUAUCCCAAUUCUUUGGUAGGUGGAGUUCUAAUUGAAGAUUCUUCUCCAGGAUUAAUGAGGAAUACACCUACCCAUUUUUUCUCUAGUUUACUUUUAACUAUAGUUGUUUGUCUUGAAUAUAAUUACAUAAGCUUUAUUGAGAAUACAGUGGCUUCUCUGAAGGAGGAUUGACCUAGGGGAUGUCUUUUCUUGAAUCUCAUCUCUCAAUUCUAGAAUAAUUUCUUCUUUUUUCGCUAGUGUCCUUUGCUAGGUGCCUUGUGCAUAAAAUAUGCCCAAUAAAUAUUUGUUAAAUGAAAGAACAGUGACACCUAAUACAUACUGAACAGUGAAUAUGUUCCAGGCAUCAUGUGAGGUAUUUUCUAUGGAUUAUCUCAUGUAAUCGUCACAGCAGACCUCUGAGGUAGCCUGUUUAAAUUUGAUAUUUAAUAAAAAUCCAAAGUGAACACAGGAAAAAUCAAAACUUUGUUGUUGAAUUUCCUUUUAUCCAUUUUCUUAAAUUGUAAAUCAGACUUUCAUUAGGUAUAUAUUUGGAAGCACACAGUUUCUUUGAUACUAGAGAAUCAGAGAAGAAGAUGUAAUUCUGGAGCUUCUGGUAAUCAUCUUACCCAUAAAGGAAGCCUGCCUAAGAAUGGCACCAACAUAGAAGAAAGAAGAGGCAAGAAAUGGGGAAAACCAAGUCCUGGUCACAUGAUUUCAAUUCUUGGAUUUAGCUAUGCCUGAAGGAUCUUCCCUUGGACUUUUCAGUCAUGUAUUCCAAUAAAUACUAAUGUUUGUUUAAACUAAACAGAAAUGUCACAGUUGAAGUCAUCCUCCUGAGUCCAACCCAACUAUGACUUAGUAUUUUUUUGUCUGGUUACUUCAAAAUUUUAGUCUUGCCUAGUGCCAUUUUCCCACUUCCUUUGAUCCAUUUUCAUCAAUUACAUAAGAAUUCUGCUCUAAUCUUUAUUCCAAGGUUCUAUUUCCCACCCUGGCCAACCCUUCUUUCUGUCCAAAUCCACUCAACACACUUAAGGAUUCCCUGCCCACAUUAUGAUGGAUCAGAGGUGUUUUAUAAACAAUGCCUGUGGCCAAGGUCUACAGUUGCAGAUUCUCUCCAGGUGACCAGUUCCAGCUCCAGGAUCUGUGCAUUGUUAUUGAACAAAGCUUAUUCUUGGGCCUCUGCCUGGCAUCUUUCUUUUGACAUUUAGACUUGAGCUCUCUCUUUGGCUCUGUAUUCCAGCUCCACCCUUGAACAGCAUCUUAGAACUCCUUCACCUCUAUGUAUUUCAAGCUUCUGGUGACUUCUAGUCUUCUUUGAGCCUAGUCUUGAAAAUUACACACCCAUCUUCUUAUCCACAUAGAUAAUUCGUGAUUCAAUCAACAUGAGCUUCUUGUCUGCCAUCUAUUGAACUAAAAAUCUUUCUUUUCUUACCAAAUCUAAUAUUCCUCUCAUCUAUAUGUUUAUUUUGCACUAUGACCCAUUGUUCUCAAAUGAGAAUGUUACAGUGAGCAGCUCUGUCUAAACUUGGACAAAUAAUGUGCAUAAGUAUACAAAAAGCAAGAUCCAGCAGAUUACAAAGAGGAAAGUUUAUCUCUUCAUUUCCAAGUUUUGUAUCUGCUUCUCCUAGAUUUUAUCCUGUGUUCAUCCCUUUUUGUAAUAUCUGCAUUCUACUUUAAAGAUUUCCAUUCUUGACCCUUCUCUAAAUUGAAAAAAAGGCGGGGGAGUGGUGUGGGUACUGGAGGGAAUUCCCCUUAUUUUUUGCCAAAGAUCACUCAAAGGAAGGAAUUUAGAAGAGCUCCCACUUCUACUCUAGACCACUGCCAACUAGAAAAGUACAGUAUUUGAGAUAUUCUUAUUCUAAGUUAGUUGAGUUUUAAUCAGGAAACUUUAAGAGAUUAUGGAAAUAUCCCACAGGUUCAUAGGUUUCUGGGUAAUGGCCUCUCUGUUAAGUGCCCUGGUGUCCCUGCAAUUCCAAGCAUUCCAUGAUAUGAAACAGGCGAUUAGGUUUCCAAACUGCCACAUUUUCAGAAUUGCUGGCUCUGCUCUUGCUGCCUUCCAGCCCAUUCUCCACAUUGUAGUUAGAAUAGCCUCUCUAAAUUUUAUGUCAUACACAUUGCAUUCCUUUGCUUACAAGCCUCAAAUGGAACUUGUGGUUCAAGAAGCUGGAGUGAGCCUACAUGUUACAGGACAAAAUGUAAAGUUAUUAACCUUGCCAAUGUGAAGGCCACAGCAAUGUGUAUUGGAAAGUGGAAAAGAGCCAAGAGAUAAUGCCUGACAUUAAUGGAACAAAGCAAGAUGAUCUUAUACAGUAUUUAAAUUAUGGAGCAAGAUGAUUGUAUAUAGAUUUAAAUUAUGGAUUUAACCACUAUAAAUAUUAAAAUUAGCAAAAUUGUCAAACAGCAAUGGAUUAGAGGAAAUAAGACACUCAAGUAAAAUUCUCAUGCCUCUUAAAACACAGUUAAUAGAUAUUUUCGUAAAUCAAGAAAUAAUGGUAUAACACACUGGAAAAUAUGAUGUAAUAUUAUCUGCUUCAUGAUAAUCCCCAGGGUGGGGGAAGGCACUGGAUGGGGCUAUAGAUGAAACAAGAUUGGUCAUGUAUGGUUAAUUGUUGAAUCUGGGUGAAGGGAUACUUGGGUGUUCGUUACUCAACUUUGGAUAUGUUUGCAGAUUUUUGUAAUACAAAUAUUUCAAAUAGUAUAAGCACAUUGUUUAUCAUAUAGACAUAGAAGAAAUUUUAAAAGAAAAGCUUUGAAGUAGUUUUGCUUG